CUGAUCGGAGCGUGGCAGGUUGAAGGCGAAGCAGCUGGAAUUGUUAAAAGUCGACGAGUGACAGCGAGCGGAUCUCGCCGGGCUUAUAUAUCCGCAAACGCCGGAUUCAACCCUCGCGCUAGGGGAAACCCCGCCGCAUAUCUUCCUGCGACAAAUUCAAUUUCUUCCAUUUCCUGCACUCUCUCAGAGCGGCGAGGCGCCCUGUGCAUCGUUAGGGAGGAAUGUUGUUCAACGUGAUCCUCUCGAGUGCGUAAUCUCUUCAAGGAUGAACUGAUUAGUCCGGAAAACUGAUUGAAUUUGAGAAUAACGUAAAUGUGUGACAUCUUUCGUUGCUCGUUUUUUUCUUCGUGCACUUUUGUGGUAAACAUUUGUUCAUGGUGAUGUUCGUUAUGUCUUCGUCGACAAUUCGUCGCCAGACACUCGAAAGACUUUCCAAAUAGACAGUCGGUAAAGGAAAAUGAGGACAGGUUCGUCACACUGGAAAGCAGAGCCAUGUCUCGGGUGUCACGGGGUCAUCGCUUGGCAAUGGGCAGCAGCAGUCACGCACCGUGAACCUGGACCGCACUCCGAUUUCGUGUCACUGUUGGGGUCCCGAUCAAAUUCGGGGAGAGACGUCUGCAAAUAUAAAACGAGGUCCGCAACUGUAAAGAGCAUUGUCAGACGUACGAGUCGGUGGAAUUUACAUUAGACUUGCGUUUAUAUUAGAUUCAGUUCUACAUUAGAUGCUGAGGUUGGUAGGCCCGUAGUUGCGAAUUAUUUACAAUCUUUGAUUAAGAGCAUAAUUAAUCGCAAAUUCGCGCUCAUGUUUCGUUAUUUAGCCGAAUCAUCAGUACUUUUUACCGUGCGAAAUAUGUAUUUGUAAGAACACAGGUUGUGCGAAUAAUCGGAGAUUCAGUAGCGGGCUGUAAUUAUUAUUAUUAUCUAUGGACUGGCAUAAUGUAAUUAUCAUCGAAUAA
This is a messenger RNA of Harpegnathos saltator (Jerdon's jumping ant), 956 nucleotides long. RefSeq lists its product as uncharacterized. Bases 458 to 688 code for a protein of 76 amino acids. The record is from RefSeq and is a predicted model, not a curated record. The transcript is spliced from 3 exons. Lineage: Eukaryota; Metazoa; Arthropoda; Insecta; Hymenoptera; Formicidae.